UUGAAAUCGCAUUGCUGGCCUUCCGGCCAGCGCAAAUCAAUCGACAGGGUACCGGCUGCUCCAGCCGCCGCCAAGGGUCUGCCGCUAGUCCCCUGGAGGAUGGGGGGAGCUCCCCACCGCCCGAUUCUGCCAGAAAAAGUUACCUGGACUGAGUUCAAGAGGAAAAAAAGACGGACAGCAGCUUUUGGUUUUGUCAAUUACACCACUAUCCAAAGAAAACACGGCAUUGAUAGUCGAUUAUUGCUCAGCAUGGUAGAACUGCGACCUAGAAGGUCGAAGGCCACCACGGCUGCAGAGUCGGCCGCGGUGGAGGAGACGCCCAAGCCCAAGGUCGCAAAGACACCAAGGUCCACGAAGCGCAAGGCAACCGAGGAUGACUCUCCCGCCGCCACAAAGAAGCAAAAGUCUGUAAAGACCCCAGCCAAGACCAAGGACGUCACGGACACCCCAACCGAAGCCCCCGAGACCUCGACUCCGGCGCCCAAGUCGGCCAGGAAGCCGAAGACUCCGGCGAAGACUCCGGCUAAGAAGAACGACGCCGAGGACAGUGUCCCGGAGGCCCCAGCGGCCGCCGAGAAGGCAACCCCAAAGCCCAAGAAGGAGAAGACGCCCGCGAAGGCCCAGGAAACUCCCAAGCCUGCCGUAGCGGAGACCCCGAAGCCCGCCAGCAAGGCCACUCCCAAGUCCGCGCCCAAGGAAACCCCGAAGGCUGCCAGCAAGGAGACGCCCAAGCCCGCCCCAAAGUCUGCCGCGAAGUCCGCCGCCAAGGAGACCCCAAAGUCUGCGUCAAAGGAAGCCGACGAGACUCCUGCCCCCAAGCCCAAGGCCAAGCAGGAGAAGACCCCGAAGAAGACCCCGGCCAAGGCAGCCCCAGCAAAGGCAACUCCGGCCAAGGCAACCCCAGCAGCAAAGGCAACCCCAGCAAAGGCAACGCCGGCCAAAUCUGCAAAGAAGGCGGCCAAGAAGGCUGAGCCUGAGCAAAUUGUCGAGGAAAAGAAGAAUGUGGCCCAAGAGGUCGAGGAUAAGGCCCAAAACGACGCCGCCGAUGAGGAUCAGGCCUCAUCUGACGAGGAGGUUGACGAGCAGACCAAGGCCCUCGUCCAGGCUGUCGACAGCGGAGACGAGGACGAGCAAGCUUCUGGUGUGAUCACCUUCGAGGAAGGGCAGGAUGUGGGCCUCAUCCCCGACGUCUCCAAGGCGCUUACCAAGAAGGAGAAGAAGGAGAAGAAGGCACUCAAGGCUGCUGCUUCCAAGGAAAAGGAGGAGACUGGAGUCAUCUACAUUGGUCGUCUGCCCCACGGUUUCUACGAGCACGAGAUGAAGAACUACUUCUCCCAGUUCGGCCCUAUCCGCAACUUGAGGGUGUCUAGGAACAAGAAGACUGGCAGGGCGAAGCACUUUGCAUUCGUGGAAUUCGAGGAGGCCAGCACUGCUGAGAUUGUGGCCAAGACCAUGGACAACUAUCUACUUUUUGGACACAUUCUCAAGUGCAGUGUCAUUCCGAAAGACCAGGUCCACAAGGACCUGUUCAAGGGAUCCAACAAGAGGUUCAAGUCGAUACCAUGGAACAAGAUGCAGGGCAAGGAGAUGGAGCGGCCGAAGCUUGAGAAGCAGUGGGAGAGGAGCAUCAAGCGCGAGAACAAGAAGCGCGCCGCCAGAGCGAAGAAGCUCGAGGCCUUGGGUUAUGAGUUCAACGCACCAGAACUCAAAUCUGUCACUGAGGCAAAGGCCAUCGCAGGACAGGAGCAGCCAAAGGCGAUUGAGGCACCACCUGCGGCCGAGCCCGAGCCCGAGGCUGCCCCUGCUAAGGACGCUGCUGAGGAGAACACUGUCGAGAAGGCAGAGGCGGAGGCAGAGGCCACGCCAGCCAAGAAGCCCGCCAGAGGGAGGGGCCGGCCUGCAAAGACGCCUCAGAAGGCUGCCGCUACAACAGAGACACCCAGGAAGACGAGAAGGACCAAGGCGUAAUUUUUCGACGUCGAGUCGGCCGGCUAUAGUAUUAUCACUUCAUGUCUAAGGAUUGCAGUAGCCUCGUAGAUAUUCAAAUUGUCAUAUCUCGCACAAGCGAACCUAAGGAGUCCACUGGAGACACAAAGUCUCGGACAGUCAUCAGGAUUAUAAGUGCGAAUAUCGAUCUGCUUCGCAACAUUCAGUGAAUGCAACAGAGCUCAUGUGUGUAGACUACAGCGAGCUCUGGGUUGGCG
This is a messenger RNA of Diaporthe batatas, 2204 nucleotides long. RefSeq lists its product as uncharacterized. The coding region runs from base 100 to 1968 and encodes 622 amino acids. Gene Ontology annotation, cellular component: nucleolus. The transcript is spliced from 5 exons. NCBI's taxonomy places the organism in Eukaryota, Fungi, Ascomycota, Sordariomycetes, Diaporthales, Diaporthaceae. Gene Ontology annotation, biological process: maturation of LSU-rRNA from tricistronic rRNA transcript (SSU-rRNA, 5.8S rRNA, LSU-rRNA). The record is from RefSeq and is a predicted model, not a curated record. Gene Ontology annotation, molecular function: RNA binding.